CCUCUGAUCGAAAUUCCAGAGAGCAUCCUUAACGUACAAUGGAUGCGAACCUUAUUGAAGGAUCCACAUUACAGGGGCCCAGUGCUGAAGAGAUAAGGUCACUAUCUCGACGAAUGGGCUUUGUUAUUAAAGACGAGGAGAUAUCCGUUUAUUUAGAGGCGAUGACCAGCACUCUCCGUCAUACUUACCAGCGGUUAUGCGACUUACCAGAGUCUAGACUCCCUGUGAAAUAUCCGCGGGAAGCCGGUUACAAGCCAGGGCCAGCUGAAAACCCUUACAAUGCGUGGUCCUGGCGUUGUGACGUAAUAGGCGCUCAAAGCGGUAAACUCCAAGGAAAAACCAUUGCUAUCAAAGAUAACAUCCCAGUGGCUGGACUGCCAAUGACUAGUGGAUCCCGGAUGUUAGAACAUUAUGUCCCGGAUCAUGAUGCCACUGUGGUGACUCGGAUAUUAGAUGCUGGAGGCAGAAUCACAGGGAAAGCCGUAUGUGAGGAGUGGUGUUUUACUGCCACUAGCUGCACCGCAUUCACGGGUCCUGUUGUCAACCCUCACAAUGAAACGAGAAUGGCUCUCGGGUCUUCAUCCGGCUCAGCAGCACUGGUGGCGGGGGGAUACACGGACAUGGCCAUGGGCGGUGAUCAAGGGGGGUCCAUUAGGAUCCCCUCUGCUGCUUGUGGAAUUGUGGGAUUGAAGCCAACAUACGGCCUAGUACCUUAUACAGGAAUGGUACCUAUAAAUCUCUUACUGGAUCAUACGGGACCUAUGGCAAGGACCGUCUCGGAUGUAGCUUUGCUCUUAGAGGUGAUAGCAGGAUUGGAUGGAGACCUGGAUCCAAGACAACCACGUGACCUUGGUAAACCAAAUUCCUACAUCAAUGAGCUCAAUGGAGAUAUUUCCACCUUACGGAUCGGCGUUCUUCAAGAAGGUUUUGAGAUGCCAGGAGCUGACACGGAAAUUAUGUACUUUGUGAGGGAGGCCGCUAGCCGGUUUUCAACUUUGGGGGCUACUGUUGAAAACAUUUCAGUGCCAAUGCAUUUUGAUGGAAUUCUUAUAUGCGACGCAAUUUGCUCAGAAGGCGGUUACAGACUACUCAGUGGAUAUAAUUCCGACGCAAGAGGAUUUGUUGACACGAGUCUUCAGAAGGCCAUUGGUCGUGGUUUACAAUCUCAUGCCAAUGAUCUGAGUGCUGCCGGAAAGUUAACAGUCAUGCUUGGUGCUUAUGUGCAUGAAAAAUUCCGAGGAGUAUUUCACGGCAAGGCUAUAAAUUUAUCACGAAAGUUGUGCGAGGAAUAUGAUAAAGCUUUGGAAUCUUACGAUGUUCUGGUUUUACCAACGAUAGUUACAAAGCCUCCCAAAGUUCAAGACAGAAGCCAACUUAAUUUUGGAACGGCGUUUGACUUCUGUCAGAAUACUGGUCCUUUCAAUGUCACAGGACACCCAGCCCUGUCAAUUAACGCCGGCUUCAGUGAUGGUUUACCAGUUGGUAUGAUGAUUGUGGGAAGAAAGUUUGACGAAGCCACUGUUCUGAAUGUUGCUUAUGCUUACGAGAAGAUGCGAGACUCUAAAUCAAUUUAAGAACUUAAAUUUUUUUGACGAGAAGAUAAGUAACAUAUACUGCUUUAAUUAGUAGCGAGAGACAGAAAUUAUGGUUAGCUAAACGAAAAUAAAUUUUCUUAACUCAUCCAUAGUACUUGUCUUUAAAGUUCCCUCGGGACAAUCAUUUAAAACGGAUCAAAACUGAAAAAAGUGGUCACUUUUGGAGAAAGUUUAGCUCAAUGAGAAUUCUUUGUCUAAAAUAGUAGUCAGUUACGCUUGAGAGAAGUAGAUUCCAAUGGUUCAGUGCUUAGCAGAGGUAAAUUUUUAUUUUAGAGGGGAAGAAGGCGAGACGUAUUUUAACUAAAAAUCUAAAAUAUAUCUUCAAUCAUUAUUCAUCACUUGGAUGGUUUAUUUGGACCCAACAUAAUGACCAGCUCCCAGUUGGCUUGUUAGCUCUGUUGGUAGAGCGCUGCACAAGUACCGCAGAGAAUAUGGAUUCAAAAUCCCGGACGGGCCUGAAUUUUUUUCAAGUCUGAUUUCAACUACUAGUUCAGUAGUGUUCAUAGCUGCGAAGAUCUCCUAUAUUCAUCUGAAAAGGCUAGUUGAACAGUCAUGUGGUUGUUCGAUUCGUACCUACGGACGUAGUCGAUUCGUACACAGCUAGGAUAAUCCAUACCCAGUCAGUUUAGCCGUUUCGUAUCCAUACUAAUAAAAUACGUUUUCCAUAUUAAGUAUGUUUCAAGUAUGAUCAGUUUCUAAGGUCAAUUAACAUUAUAAUCUGCGUUCAAUGUAAAGUUUAUGUGGCGUCCAUUUUUGUUCGCGACUACUGAAUGUAAGGCCUGGAACCGAAAUUGUGGGGUCUGGUCUCGUUAGAGUUGGGAAGGUCAUAAGUAUAAACCAACAGACCUUUACUGAUAUCUGUUCAAAUGCUUAGACGUAAGCUAUUUCGUGAGUUAUCCUGGGUUUUGAUCGUCACUACGGUCCACGGACAUGAAAAGACGGGAUGCCAUUGGUUUCCUCCACGGAAAAGUAUGAAAGUCGCUGCUUUGAAAAUAUCAAACUUUGACGAUGUAUGGGGUGCUACACAGCCAUCUUUUUCGGAGGCAUAACCGUUGCUAACGGUACUAACUUACUGUAAGUAACUGAGUUAGUUUUAAUAGUGACAGAAAUGAUAGCAGCCCGCUUUACAUAAGGUCAGCGUGAACUUUGCGGACUCAAGAAGUCAGCAUGAAAAUGAUGUUGGGGCCUCGUUGACAAUCAGAACAAAGGCGAUGCAUAAUUAAAAAAAAAACAAUCUCAGGGAAUUAUAAAGGUCCCUAACCUUGAUUGAAGGCGUUUUCUUAGUCGUCAAAUGUCUGGGUAACAAUUAGUUAAUGAUAUAAUUGUAAAAAAGCAUUAAAUCUACGUAUCGAAUGAAAUCUAUGCAUCAAUACUAUAUCUCAUUUCUCAAAUUUUGUUAUCUCAGUAAAUGAAGAGAAUUAAUAUCAGUUUUAACAAAGAAGAUUUAUUAGCAAGCGAUAACGAAAGAAAGUCGAGAACGCACUCUGGACUUCAGAGCUUAGAUUCCUUUCAAUAAAUUUUUCUAUUCUCUUUUUGCGUCUAAAGUGACCUUUUUUUCCCAGUAAAAGAGGAUAAAAUGCAUUCAAAGUUGACAAUCAGUAAAGAUUACGCAUCCAUAUUGUUAUUGUGCAGAGUAAAAUAUAUUGCCGUAUUAAAAUCAUCAAGCACGUUCAUAUUAA
This is a messenger RNA of Pocillopora damicornis (cauliflower coral), 3274 nucleotides long. RefSeq lists its product as uncharacterized. Gene Ontology annotation, molecular function: catalytic activity. Lineage: Eukaryota; Metazoa; Cnidaria; Anthozoa; Scleractinia; Pocilloporidae. The record is from RefSeq and is a predicted model, not a curated record.